CGCUUCAUCAACAUCGAUUUAUCACAACAUCUUACAUCGCUUAUUCAAACAACCGAUUCACUCAUAGACAUUUUUUUCCGACCACCGUUUCCCUCGAUCGUCUUUCUUUGCGUCUCCUCACAACUCUCCAACAGUGUCUCUCUCUGACAUCUAGCCGGGUUUGAUGUAAAUCGAUUGAGGUUGCUCAAUGGGUACCGUCACUUUUUUAAAGUCGGCAUGUUCCUUCAAAGUGGAUCCACGCCGCUUUAUCAUCGAUACGAUACCCACAGACUCCCUCUUAUGUCUUCCAUUACCGUAUCAUCAACACAAAGUUUCCCAAUUCCUUCCGGAAAAUACACAUAUGGGGAAGACAUGUUCGUUGAUUUUGUCAAAGAUAACACUGUGAUCUUGAUGAUAUUAUUAGUGCCUAUCGGAUACAGACUAUUAACAUUAGAGAUGUUGGCACAAGAAAGUGGUGUCACCGACAAUAUUUGGGAGAAUGGAUUAGUUAUUAGAGUGGUUCAAGAGUUAAACCUGAUGCAAGGGUUUGACCUUUGGGUGGUACACUAUUUGAGGUUAUUGAUGCUGGUGGUGCGGGGAAAACACUUGCUUAUGGAACAAAAAAGAAGGGUGCACAAAUUGUUAUAGAAAAUCAAACUUAAGGUGGGAUUCUGUCAGCUUUGGUAUUACUAAUCGUAGGUGUUUUGGUAAUGAUGGAAUUUGGGAAGGAAUGGAAUAGCCUAUUCCACUGAAUUGAAAAAAAACAUUGACUGUGUUAUCUAAUGGCGUGGACUGGACAGUUCUUGAAGGAAUAUAAUUCGGU
Molecule: messenger RNA, 802 nt
Organism: Lactuca saligna
Lineage: Eukaryota; Viridiplantae; Streptophyta; Magnoliopsida; Asterales; Asteraceae
Source: the annotation of a GenBank genome assembly